CGCGUGGCCAUUGGUUGAAACCAUAGGUGUGUCAGGGGGUGUGCGCGCCGUGGCCUCGCCGCUACGUUAUUUCCUGUAGAGGAUGAGCGGAGGUUUGCCAGCACGUAGGGAGACGACGCAUCAGGUUUUUAGCAGAGCCGAGCGGGAUCUGAGCGUCCCGCGACCGAGGCGUCCGUCCCGGCUGCAGCAGCUGGAAAUGCUUCGGAUUGCAGCCGCUGAGUCUGGUUCAGCUUGAUCUCCACCAUGGCAGGGGAUCUCUUUAGCCCCCCGUCCCCACUUGGGGAUUCCCUACUGGACAGUCCGCUGUGUGGAGACCUGAUGGCGGAUCUUCACAACAUCUCCCAGUCUAUAGAAGACGACAUGUUGGGAUUUGAUUUCCCGGUGUACCAGAGCACUGGCUCGGGGUCCGAGAGCUCCAUUGCACUGGACACCUUGACCCCGGCCUCCAGUCCAUCGUCGGUGGUGUGUGGAGCAGCGCCGGGCCCAGAGGAGAGCUUCAGCCCCCUCAACCUGGAGUGCCGGGUGUGCUCAGACAAGGCCUCAGGCUUCCACUACGGGGUGCAUGCCUGUGAGGGCUGCAAGGGUUUCUUCAGAAGGACCAUCCGGCUAAAGCUGGAAUAUGAUAAGUGUGAACACAACUGCAAAAUCCAAAAGAAGAACCGCAACAAGUGCCAGUACUGCCGAUUCCACAAGUGUCUCUCUGUGGGGAUGUCCCACAACGCUAUUCGGUUUGGUCGGAUGCCUCAGGCGGAGAAGCUAAAGUUAAAGGCAGAAAGCAAAAUGGUGGAGAAAGAAGUGGAAAGCCCCAUGCUGGCCGACCACAAGAUUCUGGUCGGACAGAUCCACGAAGCCUACAUGAAAAACUUCAACAUGAACAAGGCGAAAGCUCGGCUCAUACUGACCGGAAAGACCAGCAAGCCGCCUUUCAUCAUUCAUGAUAUGGAGACGUUCCAGCUGGCAGAAAGGACAUUUGCCGUCCAUAUGUUAAACGAUGACUGUCCAGAGCCCGAGAGCGGCCUUCAAGCAGGGGCGGUGAUUCCGGCUGCGGGGUGUAGGGAGCUCCAGCAGAGGGAGGCUGAAGCCAGGCUCUUCCACUGCUGUCAGAGCACCUCGGUGGAGACCGUCACCGAGCUGACGGAGUUUGCCAAGGCAGUGCCGGGUUUCCAGAGCCUGAAUCUGAAUGAUCAGGUCACUCUUUUGAAGUACGGUGUUUACGAAGCCCUCUUCACGCUCCUGGCCUCCUGCAUGAACAAAGACGGCCUCCUGGUGGCCCGUGGUGGAGGCUUCAUCACCCGAGAGUUCCUCAAGAGCCUCCGGCGGCCAUUUAGUGACAUGAUGGAGCCCAAAUUCCAGUUUGCCACACGCUUCAAUUCCCUGGAGCUGAACGACAGUGACCUGGCCCUUUUUGUGGCAGCCAUUAUCUGCUGUGGAGAUCGCCCAGGCUUGGUGGAGGUGCCUUUAGUGGAGCAGCUGCAGGAAAGCAUCGUUCAGGCACUACAGCUCCACCUGCUGGCCAAUCACCCGGACGACACCUUCCUCUUUCCCAGACUGCUACAGAAACUGGCCGACCUCCGAGAGCUGGUCACCGAGCACGCUCAGUUGGUGCAGGAAAUCGAGACAUCAGAGGACACGUCGCUGCACCCGCUCCUGCAAGAGAUAUACAGGGACAUGUACUGAGAAGAUGGCACAUGAUCAUGAACAGGGACAUGUAUUAGAAUAUGUAUGUAUGCCACUCUAAACUGGGUGUCCAUACAUACAGUAUUUACUUAAACUAUCAAGCAUAUCAAUGUGCUGUAAUUUGCUUAUCUAAUGUGCAGCUUAGGGGUGCACACUGCUGUGAUUUGCAGUGUUUGCAUCAAGACUCUGUGUCUUUUUACUGGAACAAAACAUAAUGAAAUUAUUUUGGGGGGGAAAGACAGCUCAUGUAGACAGCGCUCCUGCUUCCAUGAAAGGGGACACGGGGAACAAAGUUUUUGAUGGGAUGUGUUAAGAUAUAUUUUUUAAAUGCAUUGAUUUUUAACUUGGAGCACCCAAAUGCUAUGGAGUGGGUUCUGGAUGCCAGCCUUUACUCUACACACUGAACAAAAGAUGAAUAGGGAGUAGGCUAUGCACAUAUGCCUAGCAUUUACAAUGGGUGUAAACAUAUAAAAGCUACCAGGACGAGACUGCUGCAAUCAUGUCUGCACUGAUGCUCAAUAUUAAUUUUUCCUGUGAACAAGUUGAAUUGUGGUAAAAGAUGCUUAGAAGUUGUAACAUUUUUAAUCUUUGAGGCAACUAGGAUGUUGAUUGUGCAAUAUAGGCACUACAAUCAAAUACCAGGCAUAUUCCUAAUAUUUUGGAUAUUUAGUGCAUAUGUUAAUUUAAGUCCCUUGGAUUUAGUUCAUAUAAUUGUCAUGUACUUUCAGUGUGUACUAGUACAUCUCUAUUUUGAGCUUAGUGGUUGAAGAAACUUAGUAUUCACCAAGUGCCAUAACGUUUUAAUGCCUCAGCACAUAUUUUAACCACACCUUAUACAUUCACCUCAUAACAAAUCUAGUUAAGCUUUUUUCUUAGUAGAAACAAGUUUAACUUUUUAGUGUUGGAUCAGGGAAUGUUCCCACAAAAUACAAAAAAUACCUUACUACUCCUGCUAAGCAGACAUCAUUGUAAUUCUGUAUGCAAUAUAUUACAUACAGAAUUACAAUGAUGGCUGCUUUUAGUAUUUUACCCUACUGAUAAAUACCAACACAACAUGAUAGCUAUCCAACCUAUUUUCAGAAUUUGUUUUGUACAAAUCCUGCGGUUAAGAGACAUUUUUGGCCAGUUAUUAUUAUCAGAAACAAUAAUCUGAUAAGAUAGUUUGUUUUAUUUUGUAAAUAUAAUAGAAGAAUGUCUGUAUCUGCAGUAAAACAGAGGAGGUGAUUGCCUCUUUUGCUGUACCUGUAUUAUUGAAACUGUUUAUAUUUUUUAUCAUGUACAGUAGUGUACAAUAAAAA
Etheostoma spectabile (orangethroat darter) is the source of this 2975-nucleotide messenger RNA. Its product is annotated as peroxisome proliferator-activated receptor alpha. Bases 244 to 1677 code for a protein of 477 amino acids. Gene Ontology annotation, molecular function: nuclear receptor activity; zinc ion binding; DNA-binding transcription repressor activity, RNA polymerase II-specific. The transcript has 8 exons. The record is from RefSeq and is a predicted model, not a curated record. Gene Ontology annotation, cellular component: nucleus. Gene Ontology annotation, biological process: negative regulation of transcription by RNA polymerase II; hormone-mediated signaling pathway; negative regulation of inflammatory response. NCBI's taxonomy places the organism in Eukaryota, Metazoa, Chordata, Actinopteri, Perciformes, Percidae.